CCAGAGGCUUCCGAGGACGGGCCGGGCCCCGCCGCCUCCUCUGCCGACGGGGCUGCCCGUACCCCGCCCGCCGCCGCCGCCAUCGGGAGCUUCCCCCGGAGGACGGAGCCGGCGGCGGCCGGGAGAGGGGUGUCCCCCGGAGCCCCCCCCCCGCCGCCUCCGCCGCCGCUGCUGCUGGCGGGGCCGCCGGGCAGAGCGUGCCUCCGGGCCGUGCUGGCGGACUCGCGCUUCUUCCUGGUGUGCAUGUGCUUCCUGACCUUCAUCCAGUCCCUCAUGGUCUCCGGCUACCUGAGCAGCGUCAUCACCACCAUCGAGCGGAGAUACAGCCUGAAGAGCUCGGAGUCGGGGCUGCUGGUCAGCUGCUUCGACAUCGGGAGCCUGGUGGUGGUGGUGUUCAUCAGCUACUUCGGGGGGCGCGGGCGCAGGCCGCUCUGGCUGGCCGUCGGGGGCUUCUUCAUCGCUCUGGGGGCCGCUCUCUUCUCCCUACCUCACUUCAUCUCCCCGCCGUACCAGAUUCAGGAGCUGAACUCUUCCGUCAGCAACGAGGGCUUGUGUGUGACAGGCAAUGGCACCGCCAAGGAGCAGUGGGACUCGUCGGCCUGCAUCAAGGACUCUGGUGGGAACGAUCACUCCCUCUAUGUAGCUUUAUUCAUUUGUGCCCAAAUCCUCAUCGGCAUGGGCUCCACACCCAUCUAUACCUUGGGACCAACCUACCUGGAUGAUAAUGUCAAGAAAGAGAACGCCUCGCUUUACCUAGCCAUCAUGUAUGUCAUGGGAGCACUUGGUCCUGCAGCUGGCUACUUACUGGGAGGACUUCUCAUUGGCUUCUAUGUUGAUCCUAGGACAACUGUUUAUAUUGACCAGAAUGAUCCCCGAUUCAUUGGAAACUGGUGGAGUGGAUUUCUCCUUUGUGCCAUUGCAAUGCUCCUUGUGAUAUUUCCAAUGUUUACCUUUCCAAAAAAGCUUCCUCCUCGACAUAAAAAAAAGAAAAAGAAAAUGAACUCUGAUGAUGUUUCAAGUGAUGACGAAGUCAUGAAAGAGAAAACAAAUAGCAAAAUACAAGCAGACAGUGCAGUUCCUGCUUCUAUGGGAUUUGGAAAGAAUGUUAAAGAGCUUCCACGAGCAGCUGUCAGGAUCUUAAGCAACAUGACAUUCCUUUUUGUGAGUUUGUCAUACACAGCUGAGAGUGCCAUUGUUACAGCUUUUAUUACCUUCAUUCCCAAGUUCAUCGAGUCACAGUUUGGCAUCCCAGCUUCCAAUGCCAGCAUCUACACUGGUGUGAUUAUUGUCCCAAGUGCUGGUGUUGGUAUUGUCCUAGGUGGCUACAUUAUCAAAAAACUGAAACUCGGUGCAAGAGAGUCUGCAAAGCUGGCCAUGAUCUGCAGUGGUGUGUCUUUGCUGUGCUUUUCAACUCUCUUCAUUGUUGGAUGUGAAAGCAUUAAUCUAGGGGGAAUAAAUAUACCUUAUACGACUGGUCCCACUCUUGCCAUGGCCCACAGGAAUCUCACUGGGAGCUGUAACGUGAACUGUGGAUGUAAAAUUCAUGAGUAUGAGCCUGUCUGUGGAUCAGAUGGAAUAACAUAUUUUAAUCCUUGCCUAGCUGGCUGCAUCAAUGGUGGAAACCAUAGUACAGGGGUAAGAAAUUACACAGAAUGUGCCUGUGUCCAAAGCCGCCAGGUUAUCACCCCGCCGACAGUGGGCCAGCGCAGCCAGCUCCGGCUGGUCAUCGUCAAAACCUACCUGAAUGAGAAUGGCUAUGCUGUUUCUGGGAAGUGCGAUCGAACCUGCAACACACUUAUCCCAUUCCUGAUAUUUCUCUUCAUAGUGACCCUUAUAACAGCGUGCGCCCAGCCAUCAGCAAUCAUAGUGACACUCAGGUCUGUGGAAGAUGGGGAACGGCCCUUUGCACUAGGAAUGCAGUUUGUUCUAUUACGAACUCUUGCUUACAUUCCCACUCCAAUUUAUUUUGGGGCUGUUAUUGAUACCACAUGCAUGCUUUGGCAACAGGAUUGUGGCGUACAAGGAUCUUGCUGGGAAUACGAUGUCACCUCAUUUCGUUUUGUCUACUUUGGGUUGGCUGCUGCUCUCAAGUUUGUGGGAUUCUUUUUUAUUUUUCUGGCCUGGUACUCCAUUAAGUGUAAGGAAGAGCAACUACAGAGACAGAGAUGGAGGGCUUCACCGGUGAACACUGUGAGUGAGAUGGUUGGCCAAGCUGGACUCCAACAAAACUAUGCACGGACUAGAUCCUGCCCUACCUUCAGUUCUCGAGGAGACAUCGGUAUGGCACAAGGAAUGAACUGCAUAGCACAGACAUACCCUGGCCCCUUUUCAGAAGCAAUAAAUUCCUCAAAUGAACAUGCAUUGGAAGAAGUCACCGCUGAGAUAUAGACCCCUGGCUUGGUAAUGUAACGUUUAGUUUUGUUGGUUGACUUAAUUAUGGCGCCUUGUAAAACACCUGUGCCUUCUAUUUUUAAUCUAAAUGUAACACAUGGUAAAACCAACAAAGCUUAAUGCAAACAACCAUAGUAUGUUCCUGAGGGCUGGAUACCUCAAACAAACCUAAGUUCUUAAUUCUCCCUUCCUGACAAUGGAGUUUUAAAAAUUGUGUUUGUAAUUAUUUCAGAUGUGUCCAUUAAAUGUCCAUGCUCUAUCUAAUAUCAGUGUAAGGGUGAGGUAUUAUGAAAAGCAGAAGUCAGUGGAAGAGUGACAAAAACUCAUAUCGUUGAUGUCUAGAUGUCACAAAAAUGCUUAAAUGUAUCAUCACUUUCACAUCUGCAAAUCAUAUUUUUAAGAGAUGAGUAAUUACUGUGAGUUCUGCUACAAAGCACAACUAAACUUGUUUAAACUAUGCAACUUACUUGGAUAAUUGUAUGUGCAGCAAAUUAUGUUUGAAGUUUGCUUUUAAAGACAUUACUGCAACUCAAUUUGAAAGGGGCUAUUUUCAGACAUACAUGUUAAAAUAAAAAAGAACGUAACAUUUAAAGUACUGUUAAUAACAUGUUAAGCCAUACAAAAGUUAUGCAUCAGGUAAUGUUUGCAAAUGUUGAGACAUAAUAUCUUUGUCUUGUCAAAAUGUGCAUUAAUUUUCAUUUGAUAGGAAGCAGUCAUUCUUCACAAAGUACACAGGCUAGGAGGGUAUAAUACUUGGAGUAAAAAAAAGCACUUAAGUAUUAAUCUGUGAUAACAUUAAGGUGUAGGAAUCAUGUACACAUACCAUACUAGACGUAUUUCUGUAAUGAUAUAGGCCACCUGUGUGGCCCUUAUGAGCACUAAAUCCAUACUUUUCCUGAAAAAGAAAAUAACCAGCCAGUCUAGUUCAGCUUUGGUGAAGGAACCUCAGGGGAGAGCUAAUGGCCUUGCUUCAUUUGACUGGCUGUGUGGGGCCAAGGUGGGGCCAACUCUCUCCACAAGAGUUAGCAGAGAAACCUUCAAGUGGACUGUGAACAUGCGGGCUGCCCCCAUGCCCAUCAUGAGGCCUUCCUCCCAACUGCUGGCACUGCUGGUGCUUCUCCCUGGUGCUUUUGCCCUGGUUCUGCCUUUCUUGCUGCCUGCCUUGGGGCAGGCUGGUGGAACCACCCUGGAAGCUGUAGGCGUAUGGUUUGUCCAAUACGUGACCAGCCUUCCUCAGCUUCGUUUAAAGCUUUCUAUGAGAACAAAGGGUGAGCCGGCUCUCCUCCACCCACCCAGGGAAGAGCUAAGAAUACAAAUUGUCUGCAAGCAGGGACCCAUGAGAUGUAGUGUGGACUUUACUUAUUCCAAAUUACUACACUGUGUUUUCUCCCCUGCUCUUAGCAUUUCAUUUAUUGCUCUGGAGGCUUUGUAGUGCCCUUCUUAUGAUGUACUAAUAAUGUCUCAAAGGGCAGGGAACGAUUUCAAGUGGACACUGGGAAAUCAAAGCUGUAUUUUGCCCUGCAGGGAAAGCCUUACUAGUUUAAGAAAUUGGAAGCAUUAGAAGAAGAACUCAAUGAUGGGCAGACUUUGGAUUUUGCCAUGCAUGUAGCCUGCACAAAGUCAAAUAGGAGAAACUAGAACUUUGGGAAUGUAAGGAUUUUUUUCCUAGUUUAAUUUUUGAUUUGUAAGAUGAUUAAACAUAUAUGGAACAAAAUCCUCUUUCCCAUGAAAUUAAAGGGAAUACUCUCUGGCAUCUGGAUUUCCUUCUCCUUUGCCGGUUGCCUUCCACCAUCUCCUGUCUCUCCUUGACCAGCAUGAGGCAUUACCCACAGGCUUGGUUCCCCUGCUUGAAAUGUUGGCUGCUUAUUUCAGAAUAUCUCAGUCCAUUCGUGUGACUUGUAAUUAAUUCCAUUCUCUGUGGCUGCAAACUCAAAUGCUUCUGCUCUAAAAUACAGCAUAGAGGAAUAUCAUUAUAAUCACCUUCUGCUAUUCUGUAGAUACUAAUACCUUUUUGGAUUCAAGCCUCAGAAUUUUUUUUUUUUGUCUUUUGCAGCCAUUGGGCACAAUAUAUCUGCAGUCAGUUUGUGCCACCUGGGAUUUUAGCUUCUAUACUUCUCAUCUCAAGGAAUAAAUUUCCUUGGCUCAGAGGUACUGGAGACAAUUUAUUUUUUGACAUAGGAGAUCAGAAUAGAUGAUAAAAAUGUCUCCUCCUCCUACGGUCUUGAGUGCAUCUUGCAUCAAGAAAUUCAUGUCAUGGUGAUAUUUGAGGCAAAGUAGUAGGACAAAGUGUAAUUGCAGCCCAUCACCCAUCCACUUUAAUCACUCACCCAUUUUAAUCAGCAUGGGAUGAGGUGAAAAGAGACAAUCUUCAAAUAGCUCAGAAACAGAGCUUUUAGGGAAUCAUAAAUGAUAUGAUAAAGAGGCUGGAGAUGAAUCAUCUGUCCUGAUCUACUCUAUUUCAUGCCUUGCGUGCACAUCUUUUCCAUACAAAUAUCGAGGGAGAGCAGAUUAGGCUUGUAAGAUUGUCAGGAGCUAACACUGAUCACAAAGAAUGAGAGCGAUGUAAGUGACACAUCUGCAACUGCUGCAGCUUCUGAGCUGAUCUCAAGGGAAUUCAGAGCUUGUCAGAAUUGAGGAUUUCUGUUUUUUAGGAAAUCCUGACACCUCAGCUUCUAAAAGCAUUUCUUUUUUUAAUGUCUGAGAAACUGGAACAUAGAAGGAAAGAUGCUCAUUUCAGAAAUUCUGAAAAAGAUAUGUUUGCAUACCUUCUUGUAGCCUUUUAAUUUUCAUUUCAAAAUUAUGUACUUCACAAAAAUAACCAAAAAAUUCAAUAGUAUUUUUUUAAUCUAGAUAAUUUUGACAACGUUAUUUCUAGCAAAUCAUUUAAUUAAAUCAACAUCCUCUGAGGGAAAGAAAACACACCCUCUGGCCAACUUUUGAUUUAUUCCUGAAGGAGACUUUGUUGUGAGUAAGCUGUAACAGUCUAAACUAAGCCAAUAAAGGCAUGCAGGGUAAAAACAGUAACUCACCAGAGGAGUCAAUUCCAGCCUUGUCAACAGUGACAGAAAUAUGGGCCGAAAUCUGCUGAGCAAACACUAUUUUCUGAGGCUACCAGUGCAGAAGGAAACAGAGUUGCCAGACAAGAUGUAUGCAUCCUUAUCAGUAGUCACCAUCAAUGCGUGGUGCUAAACUGAUUCACAAAGGAAAAGCUUUACCUAUUGUCCAGCAAGGGUGAUCAUGCUGUUUUCCUGUUGUGAAACCAUCUGACCAUAAAAUGUAAAACUCCAAAGUCAUUUUGGGUUAAGUUGUUGUAAGUUCUGCCAUCCUCCUCUCUCCCUGCAAAGACUUAAGUUUGGUUAGCAGCAAACACAAGAACACGUAAAGCAGGAGUCCUGCCUUCCUGCUCAUCCACACAUGCUAUUGGCAGAGUACCAAAGUCUUCUACCUCCAGCUAACCAGCCAGGGAUAGUAGGGAGCAAUGACACCUAGAGUUUAACUACAAGUCCCCAGAGAGCCAUGCUAUCAUAUGGGCAGCCCGGUUUCCUCUUGCACAAGUUAUUCCUGGUUUAGAAUGAGGGACAUGAGAGGAGAAGUAGCCCAGUGCGUAGACAUGACUGAACAGAUCAUCAUUUCUUAUCUAAGGCCUCUCAUUUCUCCCUGUUUCCUCAAAAAGGGGAAGACUUUAGAAAAGGAGUAACGAUAGCCCUGGAUGCAUAUGAACAUGGCCUAUGAACCACUCUGUUCAUAUUGAGUGGUUUAUAUAGAUUCCAGUGGAUGUAGUCAUGGCUGGAAUAACUGGAGAGUGAUGCUCUGUAUUUCCAAUACUAGGCAAAGCCCUGCAUUCUUGGUCCUCUUUUCCACAUGAGCAUACUGGACGCAAUAUGGUAUAAUUUGGAACUGGUGGCAUUUUAUAUAUUUUCAGGACAGUGUAAGCAGUUACAAGAAAUAAGUUAAAUGUUCUGAUGCAAUUUAAAUGGAAGCUUUUGGCUCUUUGUCCAGCCAUUCUAUCUUUAAAAAUGCAUUUAAUAACUAGCUGUUCUUCAGAACAUCCUGUUAAGUGAAGUAAGGGUACAAAUCUCCUCCCAGGUGUUAGAAAUGUAAGUUUGAAAGCCCUUAAAUUAAUCAGAAACACUUGAGUGUAGUGUUUUCAAAAAUAUGUUUGCUUUCUUUAAAAAAAUAUAGCUCAUAAAUUCAUAGCAUAACCAUUCAUUAUGGCUCUGAUCCAGCAGAACAUUUAAAUACAUGUGUAAGUUUAUAUACUUAAGUGAUGCACUUAAAAAUAAUGCAUGUAUGUAGGCACUGGACUGAAUCCCAUGUGCGUUUGGAAAGGUGUUCCUUUACCCAAGGAGUAGUUUCCAUGCUGAGAUGUUUUUUACCCAUGGAUUCAGUGAUUGUCACUAGAAGAGCACAAAAUGGCACCCAAGUACUUCCCUGUGGCAUUCACAUGGGCCUACUUCUACAUCUGGCAAUGGAGGAACACUUGUUUUCAAAUAAAAGACAGUUCCAUGUAGCAACACUUAGCAUUACAAACUGUAAAAUUUUUACUAGAAUUCUUUACUAGAAUUCUUAAUUCUGAGUGAAGGUGUGAUUGUGCAGUGAGGGAUAUUACUAUUCUGCUUUGAGAAGCAGAGGGCAUUCCAAGCAUGUAUACAGCAGGCAGUAGUUGUCUAGCUUCAGAACAAGAGUCAUCUCAUCACCGUGGCUGAUGGCAUCUGACAUCACCUCAUCCAGCAAGGGAUGGCAGGUGUCCAAUCAUCUCAGAUAAUGGUUGCUUCCAUAUUCAAAAUAUUUCAUGGACUUGCUCAAAGAUAUGUUCUAUAUCUAGUUCAUAAAGCACACCAUUCACGUAUUUUAUGAAUUUCUGGCUGAAAAUUUAGAUAUUAUGUGUGGAUACAGAAUAAAUAAGGGCAUAUUUCUGACCUUAAAAGCCAAUGAAAACACUCAUAAUGCUAUAGGUUUGGACUGUGCCCUUUCACAGGAUUUGGACCCAGAGGUUUGAAUGACACAUUUGAACCUCACUGCUGUACGGAACUUCAGUGAGCACGGCUGGGGAGAGGGGUCAGCACCUUCUGUACUGUUCUUGCAGGUUUUUCCCCAAAUUGCCUGAAUUACUGCUGCCUUACUACUCUUUGUGUGUGUAUAAUACCACUGCUCUUCAUGUUGUUAUACUGACAAAAAAAUGACGAUAAAUAGGUCCAAAGUGUCUUAUUGCUAUUUUGGAGCCAGGUUCUUGGCCUCAACAAUCUGAUAUCGAGGCUGAAGAACUGGGCCCAUCCCUUAUGUUGGACAUUAACAAGCUGAUGCAUUAGCAAGUAUAGGUGAACUAAGUGACAUAAAGUGCUUGUUUAGCUUUUGUACUCUGAUUACUGGUUAGUACUACUGUUUUCGUAGAUCAAAGACAAAAUAUUCCCUUAACAAGUUUAUCUUUGUCUUUUUUCCUCAAUAAUCUCUCUUUUAUAACAGCAUAGGAAAUGUCAUGCUGCACUAUCUGCAUUCCCACAGCUGAAGCCAUCCAGCUGUGACUGCUUUCCAGGGGUUUAAAACACCUAGGAGCAGAAGAACUACAUCAGUCUGAAUUGGCAGAGCUUUGAACAGUGCUUGCUGGUUGUAGGUUAAACCUGUAGUAAUACAUUUCAGGUUCUUCACAUGCUGGACUUGAUUUUUGAGACAUUUUUAUCCUUUAGAGCGUUUAGAAGACAGACAGUUGCUGUCAUGAUGCUAGAAUAAUUAUUUGGUAUGGGAUUAGGGUUUUUAUUUAUCUUUUUCUUAUAUAACUUCUAUUUUUUUUUUUUACAUCUAAUAAUUGCAAAAAGGGUUAAGUGUAAGCAUUUUCACUGAGUUGAAAUGGGGAGCCUUCAGCAUGGCGACUGGCUAUGGCCAGAGUUCACAUGAUUCUUCUUCCUUAUUUUGUUCUGAAUACCCAAUAUUACACUAAUACAUGAUAUUACAUGGCCAAAGCUUUGAAAGUGUACCUGGUCCUCAGGAAGGAGAUUUUCCCUAUCCUUUCCACAGACUGAGUAACAUAAAGUAAGGAUGACAGCUAACAAGAUCCGUAUCCAAUAUCCAUACCCACACCCACAUGCAGUUAAUAACUGUAGUUUUUAGCAUAAGCUCAUGAGCUUCCAGUCCUUCAGAUCAGCUCUUUUGACUUAAUCCAGCCUUUCAAACACAGGUCUAGCUCUGCAAGUUCGAAGUACACUGGCUGCUCUAAAAGUUAUGCCUCCUAUUUGUUGAAAUUAAAACAGAUACAAACUGUAAAACACUAUUUUCAGCAGUCACCACCAUUAGCUAUGCAAUUUCAUCAGUGAUGAGCAAGAUCAUCUCCUUACCCUUUUCCCCUUUUCCCUUUUCCCGGGGCGUGGGCCCGUGGGUCUCCCGUCCCCUUUGUCACGGAGCUGGGCCGAACGCCCGUAAACCGUUGACAGCCUUCAUGCUGCGCUUGUAAUAAUCUGCACCAGUGGAAACAACCACUGUCACAGUCUGCAAGGCUGAAACGUACCACCCACCACCUCACUGUGCUCACAUCCCCUGUUUGGUCUCCAUAAAUGUUCAGCAAGCGUUGAUCAGUGUCAAUGGGUACCAUUUUUUCCACAUGAAGGAAAAAAAUGUCACACUAUUGCUCCAUCCACACUUCCAUGUCGGACGCCAUUGUGUCAGACUGCCCCUCUGCUGCCAUCUGUUACAUGGCAACAACAUGUAAAGAAAUAUUGGUGGCAAGGUUUGACUUCUGCUGCCGUACCACCAGUAUCAGCCUCUGAUACCAAUAUAAUAAAAUAGCAGGCACUACUUUUGAAGCAGCCCUCAUAGCUCCAAACUUUGAUUGGUUUUGAUUUUUAUAAAACAGAAAAAAUGCUUAUUUGUUCACGUUCCAUUUUCUUAUGUUUUCUAUGUCAAGUUAGCUGUCACAAUGUUAUCCUGUUACAGAAUUUUAUUCAUGAUAUAGAAUAGCUGAAAAGCUGUGGAAUUCAUGAAGGGCUACAAAAAGCUUUCAAAGUAUUGGUCAGCUCAAGGAAGAGUGAGCAUGAUAAUCUUUGGACAAAAGACUAAACAACAUUAUGGUGCUAAUAGCUACUGAAGUAUUCUAUGAUGUAUUCACUAUCACUUCAAUGACACGUUCAAGGCAUGCCAAUGAUACAACAGCAUGUGUUUUUGUUGUUAAAGUCUGCAGCUUCUCCAGCAAAGUCGGUGUUCAUAGUUCCUAGUGAGCCAAUUCCUGCCUAGCUCUUCUGUCCUUUCAGGAGGCAAUACAGGAUUUGGUCCAGCACUAGUGACUAAUGUAGAAGUUGUAUAGACCAUGGAAAUCUCCUAUAGGAUGCAUGUAGAAUGUUACUUUCUUUAGUGGCUUUGCUUAAGCAGAGACUGAAAAUAAAUUCUAUAGGAAUGACAGGAAGUGAUAGCACCCUUAACCAAGCAACAUUAGUAAGAGUUUGAAUUAAACUGAGGAUUCAGAUCUGAGAUAUUAAUGUUCUUCCAUGAAAUAUCAGAAAGAGGGGGGUAGAACAGGAGCACAUUCCAGCUCCAGCAAUGGAAAAAGCCAAAUCUGGCCAACUUUCAAGAGAGCUAGGAUGUACAACUGAGAUUUUUGGUGGUUGACUCUUUGAGACAACACUUUGCCUUUCCAUUUGGAACUGAAAGAUAAUUCUUUGAUGCUAUUGUACCUGGACUGCUCAUUCUGAGGAUCCAUUUGUAUCCUACACGACACAAAGUGGUACACCUCAGAAAUUUUACCUCUUUAACAAAGGUACAUUUGAAAACAUGAAGGGAAAUGUCAAUGCAAAAAGUUGGACAAAAUAAUUCAAAACUGUUUCUGUACAAAGAACAACAACAAAAAUGAAUGUGGAGUCACUGUGAUCCAUGUGUCAGUGAAGGCAUUCUUCCUAACAGACCUGCUCUGUUUCCCACUUGAGCAAAUGGGAGUUUUGCCCUCGGCUGCGGUACAUACCUCUACCAAAUGAUUUAAGCAGCAAGAAAAUAAUCUGGGUAGCACGGUAGGAGCAUGGAGUGGGCACAAUGCCUGUAACUGUUCCAUUUUUUUUUAAAACCCAUUAUUAAGCAAAUGUGUAGAGUAUUAAGGACAUUUGUAGAGUAUGUCUGACUGUAUGAGUGUGUGGGUGCUGUGCUGUGGUAAAAAGAGACUAAUUGGUUUAUGCAUUUUUUUGCAUACUUUAGGGAUUUUUAAUUGAUAUUUAUUUCUCAGCAAAGCUUAGAAUAAUUUUAAAGCUGUGUAACACAUUGUUUCAUGAAAUCUAUUGUUGGCAUCUUGUAAACAUGUGUUUACAAAACAAAGUCUUGAAUACUUGAUAUUGGAAAAUAAAAAGUAGCAUAUCAAGUGUGUUUUAUUUCUGAUGAGGAAAAAAAAAAGAAAACAACAAAAAAGGUACCUGGAUCAGUGUGCGAUCAGUCCGGAUCAGGUGAUGAUGUAUUCCAUCUUUCAGUGCUCAGUCAGACAAAACCAAAUCUUUCCACUGAAUUCUGCAAGCACUGAAUCACAGCGAAGUAUUGAUUGUGUAGAAAUAAACUGUAAAAUUUCACCA
This is a messenger RNA of Numida meleagris (helmeted guineafowl), 10925 nucleotides long. RefSeq names its product solute carrier organic anion transporter family member 5A1 (gene SLCO5A1). NCBI's taxonomy places the organism in Eukaryota, Metazoa, Chordata, Aves, Galliformes, Numididae. Gene Ontology annotation, biological process: sodium-independent organic anion transport; transmembrane transport. The record is from RefSeq and is a predicted model, not a curated record. Gene Ontology annotation, cellular component: membrane. The transcript has 9 exons. Gene Ontology annotation, molecular function: protein binding. The annotation marks the transcript as partial.